This is a messenger RNA of Trifolium pratense (red clover), 1574 nucleotides long. Its product is annotated as GDSL esterase/lipase At5g55050-like. The record is from RefSeq and is a predicted model, not a curated record. Bases 282 to 1451 code for a protein of 389 amino acids. NCBI's taxonomy places the organism in Eukaryota, Viridiplantae, Streptophyta, Magnoliopsida, Fabales, Fabaceae. The transcript is spliced from 5 exons. Gene Ontology annotation, molecular function: hydrolase activity, acting on ester bonds.
UCUUUUUCUAUGUUGAUAGUGACAAUUUUUACAUUUAUAGCAAAACACAAUUAAUCAGUGGAAUAAUGAGUAAUAAAUAUCUAGAGAGUACUGCCUAUGCUCCACUAUCUCUAUCUACUUAGCUUCGCCAUAAAAAAUUCUAUUUCCCACCUAUCUUUUAUAAAUUCAGUAUCUUCAUCAUUCAAUCUCUAACCAACACUUUUCAACCACAACUUACACACUACAAACACAAAAAACAAAUCAAAUCCUAGGACACAAAUUCCAAAGUAGCCAACUUAGUCAUGAUGUGGAAUUCCUUUCUCUUUUUCUUUUUCUCUUUCUUCAUCUUCAAUUUAGGAUUCUUAGAGGCUCAAAAGGUUCCUGCUAUUUAUGUUUUUGGAGACUCACUUGUUGAUGUUGGAAACAAUAAUUACUUGAAUGAUACCUUACUAAAAGCUAUGUUUCCUUACUAUGGCAUUGAUUUUCCGACUAAGAAACCUGCUGGGAGGUUUAGUAAUGGCAAAAAUGCUGCUGAUUUGAUUGCUGAAAAAAUAGGUGUGCCCACUUCACCACCUUAUCUGUCCCUAGUAUCUAAGAUCAAAAACAACAACAGGAAUGUAUCCUUUUUGGGUGGUGUUAGCUUUGCCUCUGGAGGUGCUGCAAUCUUUAAUGUCACACAUAAAAAUUUUUGGGGAUCAAUACCUUUGACAACGCAAGUGGACUACUAUUCACAAAUGUGUGACCAAUUGACACAACAAAUAGGAGCAUCUACACUUCAGAAACAUAUCUCAGAAUCUAUCUUCUUAGUUGUAAUUGGCAACAAUGAUAUCUUUAAUUACUUUAAUUCAAAGGAUCUUCAAAAGAAAAACACCCCACAAAAAUAUGUCAAGUCCAUGGCUUCUUCAUUAAAAGUGCAACUACAGAGAUUAUACAAAAGUGGUUCAAGGAGAUUUGAGAUUGCUGGUGUUGCUGCAAUUGGAUGUUGUCCUACAUUGAGGCUCAAGAACAAAACAGAAUGCUUUUCAGAAGCCAAUUUAUUGUCAGUUGAAUUUAAUAAAGAACUUCAAUCCAUGUUAAAGCAAUGGGAAUCGGAAAACAAGAACAUAAGUUACUCAUUCUUUGAUACUUAUUCUGCCAUCCAAGACAUCAUUCACGAUCCAACUUCUCAUGGAUUUGUUGAUGUGAAAGCAGCAUGUUGUGGAGAUGGUGAACUGAAUGCUGAGUAUCUAUGUCUACCAAGUUCAAACAUUUGUAGCAAUAGACAAGACCAUAUCUUUUGGGAUGCUGUCCAUCCUACAGAGGCAGCAACUCGUAUAAUUGUGGAUAGACUUUUUAAUGGACCUUCAAAAUACACAUAUCCUGUUAAUAUGAAAGAGUUACUUCAUGUAUCAAUUUCCCAAUCACUUAAUCCCUUUAAUUUCUUCAUUUUAUUGGGUUUGUUGGUUACUUGUUAUCAACUAAAUACAAACUAAAUGAAAGAAAAGAAAAAUAGUAGCGCAACAUGAAUUACUAUGAGAAAAGUGAAUGUGUUAAUUGAAAUAUAGAAUAUUAAUCAAAUGAUUAGUGAAUUAAUAAAAGCUUUCCCUUUCCUAAUA